AUGGCCAACAGCGAGCUGAUUGUUAGCACCGGCUACGGACCGGUUCAGGGCACAGCCAGGACAUCGCUCUACGGGACUGGGUACGUCAGCUUCCAGGGCAUCCCGUACGCGAAACCUCCGGUCGGAGAGCUACGUUUUAAGGAUCCCACGCCACCUGAAAACUGGACGCAGGUUCUCGAUUGUACCGAGCAAUGUGACCCUUGCUUUCAUUUUGAUCGGCGCGUUAACAAAAUUGUCGGCAGUGAGGACAGCCUGAAGCUGAACAUAUUCAGCAAAACGAUUAAACCCACCAAACCUCUGCCCGUCAUGGUGUACAUCUACGGCGGUGGAUUCGUCGAAGGUACCAGCGGAACCGAACUGUACGGUCCGGACUAUCUGAUCGAAAAAGACAUCGUGCUGGUAACGCUUAACUAUCGCGUCGGAGCACUCGGUUUCCUCUGCUGCCAAUCACCCACGGCAGGUGUCCCGGGCAAUGCAGGCCUGAAAGACCAAAGGCUGGCGCUCCGAUGGGUGCGGGACAAUAUUGCGUCCUUUGGAGGCGAUCCCAGCGCGAUCACCCUGUUUGGACACAGCGCCGGGGGAGCGUCGGUACAGUAUCACACGAUUGCGGACGCGUCGAAGAAUUUGUUCCAGCGUGCCAUCAUCAUGUCCGGCAGCACGAUGUGCAGCUGGGCCCUUACACCCCAGCGCAACUGGCCGGAAAAACUGGCCAAAGCCAUCGGUUGGCAGGGCGAGGGUGAUGAGGAGGCGGCGCUGCAAUAUUUGCGCCAAGCUUCGCCGGAAAGCAUUGUGGAUCAUCAGGAGAAAUUGUUCGGACCGCAGGAAAUACAAGAAGGCCUGCUUUCUCCAUUCGCGCCAACGAUCGAACCGUACGAGAGUGAGGUAUGUUUCAUCCCACGAUCGCCGUUCGAGAUGUCCCGCACUGCGUGGGGAAAUUCCAUCGACAUCAUGAUCGGCGGAACCUCCGAAGAGGGCCUGAUACUGCUGCCGAAAGUGAAACCACAGCUUCCAAGCAUGCUGCAGGAUCCGCGACUGUUUGUAGGCAAUGUUCCCUUCCAUCUCAAGCUUAGCCUAGAGCAGCGUAUGGCUUUCGGGGAGCAGCUGAAGCAACUCUACUAUCCAGAUUCCAACCCCUCGAUCGACAACCUGGAUGGAUUCGUGAACAUGGCCUCGGAUCGCAUCUUUUGGCACGAUCUGCAUCGUACCAUACUGGCACGGGCCAACUACGCCCGCACUGCCAAAACAUUCGUGUAUCGCUUCUGCGUUGAUUCUCCGUUCUUUAACCACUAUCGUAUCCACAUGGUCGACCCGAACGCACGUGGGACGUCUCAUGCGGAUGAAAUUUCUUACCUGUUUUCAAACAUCUUCGCGAAACCGCUGGACAAGAGCACGCUCGAGUACCGUGCCAUCCAGCACUUGGUCGAUAUCUUCACCAGUUUUGCCACCAACAGCGAUCCCAACUGUGAUAGCACCGCCAGUCUGUCGUGGACGGCCGUCCCGAAAACGGCACCGCCGUACAAUUGCCUGAACAUCUCCAACGAUGGUGUGGAGGUUGUGGUGCUGCCGGAAUCAAGACGUCUGCAGCUGUGGGAUUCGUUCUACGUAAAUGAUGCACUCUUCUAGAUAGUACGAUAUUAUUCGACGAAAUUUUGAACAACAAUAAAUUCUUUAUGUAUCGUGUGCAAGUAAGCCCACCCUAUCUGUA
Messenger RNA from Anopheles gambiae (African malaria mosquito), 1705 nucleotides. Its product is annotated as esterase B1. The coding region runs from base 1 to 1623 and encodes 540 amino acids. The transcript has 4 exons. Lineage: Eukaryota; Metazoa; Arthropoda; Insecta; Diptera; Culicidae. The record is from RefSeq and is a predicted model, not a curated record.